CCGGCGCCAGGGCCGCUUUCCGCCCCGGUGUGGGACGGGGGUGUCCGGGAUGUGGCGGCCGCAGCCCCGGGCGGGCGGUACCGAGAGGCGGCGCCGCGGCGGGGGGGACGCGGCGGGCUCAGAUGAUCACCAGCAAUUAAUGCCUGCAGGCUCCCUUCGUAAAAAGAGACUGGCAAAAAGACCUGGAUACAUGAGACCAGAAGCUCAGCAACAGAUAGAGUUUCAGUCCCUUGGUGCCUGCAAACCAUUCAGACCAGGAGAGCUCCAACAUGGAAGGCAGGGUUGUGGAGACUUUGAGAACUGCGCUCUGUGCAGACAAUGCCAAAAUAACUUUGAAUUCCUGCACUGUAAUGCGGUUAGUAGUGCCGUAAUUCCUGCUGAUGGGGUAACAACGUUGGCCACUAUUGGAAGUAUGCCAGGAUGCUGCAAAAAUCUGUUGUGUUGCAAGAGUCCAGGGUCGGAAAACACGGUGACAGCAGCUUACCCUGCUGCUGCAACAAGCAAAGGAGAUGUUUCUGCUGAAUGCUGUACGCGGCAGAAAAACCACAGUGCAAAAGUGAGCAACCCCCCAAAUAUGUAUGCUUUGGAUGGGACAGAAGUGAAUAACAACUGUGAAUAUCAAAGCAGAGAUGAUAUUUCUCAUUCUGCUGUUGCACACAAUAGUUUAGAUAGUUUUAGUUCAAAUUUCAGCUUCAUACAGCUCUCCCUGAACUCGAUCUCUGGAGUAAAUGAUGUUGAAGUCAAAUCAACUGUUGAAGAAGCUGAGAUUGUUCUGCAUCCCAAAACCACAGGAAGCCUGCAGAAGCCAGAAGAGAAGUCACAAACUCAUGACAACUUGGGAGAUUUGUGUUGCUUCUCCAGGUCCAGUGAGGAUUUGGAGCAUGAACAUGAGAGCCAUGAACUUGAUGAAUUACAGGACUGUGAGACUGUCUCUCUCUCAGAUAUAGAUGCAACAUUUUCAUAUUCUACAGAUUCCUUGGAUGCAGCAUCUGCUGGCUCUUCUGUCACCUCAGGCUAUGAAAGUAGCUUUACUGUUAGUGACCGUAACUGGGAUAUUUUGAUGAAAAAAUAUGAGCCAGUGCUGCAGGACUGCUUGCUUGGCAACCGCAGUACACUGAAGAUAAAAUCCUUGAUCUUACGGCUUCAGAGGCUUCAGGAAAAAGCAAUAGAGGAAGAUGACUAUGAUAGAGCUGAUAAAUUUAGACGAAAACUGGAAGAACUGGAGAAAGAGAAAAAAUCUUUAAAAUUUCAACUUCCUUCAAGGCAUCCUUCAGUUAGCAGUUUUUUGGAUAGAUUCAUUACCCAAGUUCAGGCAGCGUUGCGCUGGGCUGCUGAUCAUCGGGUUAGACAUGAAGAAAACGAUCUUUGUCAUGAAAAAGAACUUUUGAGAUCAACUUACCAGGAGAGGAUGCAGGUUUCAGCUACAAAACGAAGCCAGCUUCUUCAAGAAAAGAAACGGUUACAGAAAGAAAUUGAAGACCUCCGAACAAGAUUGACCAUAUUAGAAGCAAAAGAUCAACAACUAAGAAGAGAAAUUGAAGAACAAGACAGACUUAUUCAGUCACAGGACUGUGAACUGACUGCUUUACUUGGCUGCAUUUCUUUGAGAGAACUGCAGGAAAUAAGCAAGGCUGUGGAUGACACUUUAGCAUCCUCCUAUCAAAUUCCAUUCAGUCUAGAUCUUCCAGGAACAAUAAAGAGCCUUCAGGAAAAAGAACGAUUGUUCAGCAUGUCCAUUAAAGAAACUACUGCCAAAGUUUGCACAAGUCAGAAACUCUGCAGUACUUUGAGGAGGAAAGUGAGUGAUAUUGAGACUCAGCUACCAGCUCUACUUGAAGCCAAAACGCUGGCUGUUUCAGGAAGUAAUUUCGGCACUGCGAAGGAUCUUGCAGAAGAAAUAAGGUCAUUAACAUCUGAGAAGGAGGGACUGGAAGGACUACUCAAUGAACUGUUGGUUCUGAGUGCCAAAAAUGUCCGAAAAUUAGAGAGAAUUAAAGAUGAUUACACCAGACUGAAGCAAGAACUUGAGCAAGGAGAGACUGCCUUUGUGACCAGUGUAAAAGAAAAUGCUGAGAAGUACAUGGAGAUUCUAGAAGAUAAACUACAUAGCUGCGGGAGCCAGCUGCUCCAAAGAGUGUGGGAAGCUGACUUGGAGGCAUGUCAGCUGUUGAUCCAAGGGUUUCAGCUGAAAGAAACCAGUUGCUGUGUUUUUGAGGAAGAAGAGAACCAAAUGCAGGAGAUGGAGAUGACUGCUGAUGGCCCACCUGACUCUGAAAAAAGAAAGGAAGGUCACUUUCUAAAGGGCGCUGAGUGGGGUACUGUUUCCUGCCACAGACAGAGUGAGCUGAAAAAGGUUAUGGAAGACAUUUCAUUUGGAACAGAGGGUCAUUUAUCUGAGGAGUUCUUCAUAUUUUCUGCAGAGUUGGGAGAAAAAUGUGAAGCAAUAAGUGAGAAAUUGGUGCAUCUGGAAGAUCAAUUGCAAAGUUCCACCUGCAGAGUUGAUGAAGGAGUUAUUCAUAUCCUUUUUGCUAUAGCUAUAGAUAUGUAUCAAUCUAUGUUCCCACCCUGCCUUGCAUAGCACAUGCUGCUAAGCUCACUGAUGCCACACAAGCUGCAGUCACUUGGCUUACUUCUCAGACUGUUCUCACUGCCCUGUUGCCUUCAGCUGGAGUCUGAUCCACCCAGGUCUGUAUCUCUGUCUUAAAAAUCCACCCUUCACCCAGCUCACAGCUCAUCGAGCUCACAGCUCAUGCUGCUGUCUCCAUGGUAAAAUUUCUUUAUCUCCUUCCUUCCAAUGAAAACAAUAUCCCCCAUCCCCUCCCUUUUUUAAAGUGCUAAAUAAUGCUACUUGAGAACUUGAGCUUGCCUGGAUUUUUCUUUUGAAAGCAAGUGUGAGAAAUGUAUUAAUGUUUAAUCCAAACAAUUUGGAAGAAGCUGAAGCUACAAUUAGAUAGCCAUGGCCAUCUGUCGUGAGCAGCAGAACAAGAAUUUACUUAAUAACUUGGAAAAAGAACAGGGACUGCCAAUCACCUAUAGAUUAUUCCUUAAUAAAGCUUGCACAGUCUCUGCAGAGGGAGAUCCAGGUAGUGAAGGAGACACUCCAGACCGUGCUCGUGCAACUUCAGUCGGCCAAGGAGGCAGGAGAAGAAAAGGCUGGAGACUUCCUCUGUGACAGCUGGUGUCCAGGAAAACAAGACUUGAAAGAAUAAUGAGCAGAAAGUGCUGGUAGGAUAACAUUAAUUCACAAAGGGCUGCUUUUAGUAACUGAAUACUGUUUUACUAAGCCUCAGGGAUCUCUUCUCUCCCCUGCAUAACUAAUAACUAAAUCAAUUAUGGAGAAAUAGAGCCUGAAGGUCUAUCAUCAGAAGUAUCCUAGGCAGCCUCACAUGUUUUGGCACAGAUUGGGAAACAGCUUUCAGAGCAGAGCAGCUCCUGUAAAUGUGUAGAUUACAAAUUGAUACAUUUCAAGUGAGUCUGCAAAGUUGCCUUUAAUGUCAGUGAAAUGUUCUCCUUCAAGACUCAUAAACAGUAUCUCUCUCAUGGAUAUUUUUUUUCCCCUGAUUUAAAAAUGCAGCAUUAAAGCUGGAACAGCUAGUAGUUCUUGGAAAAUAGCUGUAAGAAUAAUAAGAACUUUUUUUUUCCCUUUGGCUUUAAACAGCUUUCUUACACUGAAUGUAUUUUCACAUUCCUGCCAAUAAUUAAAUCAAUAGGAUGAAAUUCAAGCUAACCAAGUUCUUUCAACUGAAAUUUGGAUCUCAUUUACUCUGUGGUAUUAAGUACAGUGGAGGUAACUAACAGCAGCCCCUAUAGCAGUAGUUUAACUAGUUUUAUUUAGGUAUAAACUUGCUUUAGUAUUAACAGGGGUUGUAAAGCAAAAAAAAAAAAAAAAAAAAAAGCCUAUGUUGUUAUGUGUUCCUUACAUUUAAAUAUUGUAUGAGCAACAAGACAUUUAAGUCUCCUUGUAAAGGUUACUACUAUUACUUUGAUCUUCCUUAUAAACUUAAGAAGGAAUGCAGAUUUUUUUGCAAGACACUUCUAGAUAUACAUUCUUAAACAUGUAUUUUUAUAGGAAAUAAAAGCAAUGCUCAACUGAAGCCAACCAUUAUAAAUUAUCUCUAUUUAGAUCAUUGUUCAAAACAGUUAAUGCCUUAAAAAACUCAUUGUGUACCCUUACUUUGAUACCAGUAUAUUUCUGAUGUCAUAAAAAAUUCUGUUUCUGUCAUUUGUUCCAGAGGGAAAAGUAAAAAAAAAAAAAAAAAAAACACCAACAAAACACCACUGAAUUGUUUUAAAUCCAACAGAUGAAGAAAAUGUCUUGCAACUCAGUGCUGUACUUUUUUUGAUACUGUUUUUCUGACACUUUUAGAAUUCCUUUUCUCUGCUACUUCAAUUACUCAUUUUAUAGCCACAUUGUGAAGGUUUUUAGCGAAUUCCAAAGGUCACUGGACUACUUGCCCAAUAAGAUUGUGUUCAUUCUCAUGUGUGCUUAAAUAUUAAUUGAAACUUCUACCUCAAUGUUACUUACAUAAGGAAGGAAGAAAAAAAGUGCCGGCAGCUGAGACAUACAACGGGAUUAUAAUUGCCUGCAGGAGCAUACAAUUGUCAAACCAGGGGGGCAGAGCUUGGGUGGUUUCUCUGGUCAUAGGAUCUUCUGGGUCAAAUUACAACCCUGUAAUUCAGACCUGACUUCUCGUGUAGUAUAUGGGUCAGCAUCCACGUUGCUGUAAAGACCCUUGGAUCUUCAGCUUGCAUGGACUCUGCUACUGGGUUCCCGUCCUGUUUCAAGUGGAGGUCUCUUGCUGCUCUGCUGCUGCCCGGACACGUUUCUUCCUCUAAGUCCCUAUUCAAUACCUACCUCCUCCUAGUAGCUUUGACACUUUCUGAAGCAACCCUGAACAGAUGAGCAAGGUGUUUGUCUCCAGCUCAAGGCAGCCCAACAAGCAUGAGUGGCAGCCUGCAGCACCCUGACAAUCAGCCCAUGCGCAGGACCAGCUCAGUGGGAAACCCCAGCUGCCAGAAAGCACUCAUGGAAACCCACGUGAGUUCAGCUAACAGGAAAGAGAGCACACUGACAAGACAGAGCUCUUAAAACUGUUUCUUUAAGACCCACAGAAGUUCCUUGUGGGUUAAUACCACAGAGUGCACAGGUACUGAGUUUCCAGCAAUGAGCAUUUAUAUAGGACAAUGAGGACAGUCCCAGAGAUGAUGGCCAGUACACUAAGAUUCCAUGACACUCCUCUCUCACACAAUGCAGAGUAUGUAGAGUUUUGACUAAUUAGUGCCUGCAAUGUAAAUAGGUGGUAGGCCCUAGAAGUGCCUUAGAGCCAGGAUCAGCCACAGCUGGAGCAUGAAGUCUGCCUCCUUGCAGCAGCAAGGGCUCAGCAACAGGGAUAUUAAACAACAAUCAGAGAGGCAGGUAAACAGCACCCUCAUUCUCACUAGCAAGGUUUCUUGAAGACAUUCCCAUUCAAUUAAAAAAACCUGUGUGGCUUUUGUGUUUUGAAGCUUCAGAGCACCACUGCGUUUUAAUAAAAACUCCACUUAGGUAACCACUCUAAUAAGACACUGAACUCCUGAGAAGGGAAACUGAAUCAGUCAUCGUUCGUGUUAUGUUUGUAUCUGUUAACAUUUGUUUUAUAUGUAAUGUUGACUACUACUACUUUAAUUUAUUAUUCCAUUAACUUCACUGUUUGUUGUGGGAAGUUAGAGCCAGUAACCAUCCCUUUCCUCAGACACAUUUGAUAAUAAGCAUACUUUAAAAAAAAGUAUACUAUGCAAUGUAUCAACUGCCUUUUAUAUGUGGAUAGAAAACUUUCAAAUAAAGAGAAGUAUGUUUUUAACUAA
Molecule: messenger RNA, 5844 nt
Organism: Myiozetetes cayanensis
Lineage: Eukaryota; Metazoa; Chordata; Aves; Passeriformes; Tyrannidae
Gene: DISC1
Product: DISC1 scaffold protein
Exons: 14
Coding region: 50-2578 (842 amino acids)
Biological process (GO): cilium assembly; neuron migration
Cellular component (GO): intermediate filament cytoskeleton; microtubule; mitochondrion
Source: RefSeq, a predicted model, not a curated record